Molecule: messenger RNA, 1618 nt
Organism: Bactrocera oleae (olive fruit fly)
Lineage: Eukaryota; Metazoa; Arthropoda; Insecta; Diptera; Tephritidae
Source: RefSeq, a predicted model, not a curated record
AGCCGUUUAGCGGUGUAAGUGAACAGAAGUGGCCGAAAAUAAAGUGAUAAUUAAAAUAAGUGUUAGAAGUUAAUUCUCCUCUUAGCAAUCAAAGUAGUGAUAGCAUAAUUUAAUAUAGUGAUCAGGAAAAAUUAAAUACAAACAAAACAGUGUCUUCAAUAUGAUGUGGCACAACAAUAAGUCGUUUAUAACUAUCUUUGCCGUUUCACUGCUGCUUGGCUACGUCGCUGCACAAGAUCUUACUUGCAUUAGUUGCUACGAUGCGGAUAACUGCAUGAAAAAUCUAGAGGCCACUGAUAUAAAAACCUGCGAGGCGAAAACUUGCUACACACAAAUUAACGCUAAUCUCACCAUUUCGCGUGGUUGUUUGGAAGAUGGCAAAGAGAAUGAGUGCCAAGCACCAAGCUGCGUUAGUUGUAGCGGUACAGACAAAUGUAAUAAUCUGAAUGUAUGUAAGUCCUGCAGUUCGGAUGAUGACCCAAAAUGUGCACAAACCGAUGCAUCUACGGCGAAUAACGCUAUUUGUGACAAAGCUGACAGCAAAUGCAUGAUUAGCGUGUUGGAAAAGAAGACCGAACGUGGCUGUGUGACAGAUGAAAUCGAAAAGACAUGCACCGAUGAAAAGACAUGUCAAAUGUGUACCGGUGGCGCUUGUAAUCUGGGCAUAUUCCCGCAGGAACGCCGAACAUGCUUUCAAUGCAAUGACACAAUUGCAGCUUGUGCAGAUGCACAAGCAAGUGGCGCCGCAUUGCCGUGCACACAGUACGUAGAGAACGAUACCUGUUACAUGUAUGGCAGCGAUGAAACACAUCUGACACGUGGCUGUACAUCGGAUGUGGGCGAGCAAAAUAAAUGUGUAACAAACGAUGAAAAGUGUAAAACUUGUAAUUCAAAUGCGUGCAAUAGCUUGGGUUACAAAACUGAGCAAUUGUUGGAGUGCAUACAAUGCUCUGACAAAGAUGGUUGUGCUUGGGGACACGAGGCCAGCACGGCUAAGAGUUGUGAGCAAAAAAUCUUAUACUCAGCCGAAGGUAAAUGCUACACGCGUACCGAUGAGAGUGGUACAGUAACGCGCGGCUGUUUCUACGAUCUUGAUGAUGCCGACCAGAGAGCGUGUGAAACUAGCACAAAUUGUACUACUUGCACAAAUGCGAAUGGUUGUAAUAAUGUUGAUACACAAAAUUUCACUUGUAUUCGUUGCCGAAGUGAUGAAAACGACAGUUGCCGCCAUAAACCGAGAGAAAUUGGCGGCAAAAGUUGCAGAAAUCUAGUGCAGUCAAAUGCGGACAUGAAAUGCUUUACUGGCGUUUGGAGAACUAAUUUGCUUAUACGUGGUUGCCUGAUCGAUUUGGAAGAUCGUGAUCAAUUUAUUUGCAAUGAUCCGUACAACAAUAACUGCGUAGUUUGUGAGUCUUCUAAUUGCAAUAAUAAGACAAAUGGCGCUGCGUAUUUCUUCUUAACAAAUGGCUUACUGUCAGCUGUGCUCUUCACGUUGUGGCGUAUGAAAUAAAAUAUACACUAACAAAAUAUGCUACUACAAAUAUUUAAAUAUACUUUUAUAUAUAUUGUACAUAUAUGUGCUCCUAUGAAUUUGAAAUAUAGUAAUUUACAAAUCAAA